Molecule: messenger RNA, 2424 nt
Organism: Sphenostylis stenocarpa
Lineage: Eukaryota; Viridiplantae; Streptophyta; Magnoliopsida; Fabales; Fabaceae
Source: the annotation of a GenBank genome assembly
AUGGAUUUAAAAGAAAGAAUUUGUUGUAUCUUGUGUUGUCGUCUUGCUGGAUUUCUGCCAUGUGAUUCGCUACCGGGAAGCCAUCUUUGUCGCUUUUCAGUUUAUGCAAUUGAACCUGAUCUCAAAAUUUGGUCUUUAUUUGCAGAUAGUACAUGGAGUCGAUUUUUCCGCAAUGCUGAACUGGAGAGAAUGGUCGAUCAGGAUUUAUCGCGAUUAUACCCGGAACGCGGAAGUUAUUUUCAGACACCAGGAUGCCAAAGUAUGUUGAGACGAAUUUUAUUACUGUGGUGUCUUAGGCACCCGGAAUGUGGUUAUGGACAAGGAAUGCAUGAAUUACUUGCUCCUUUGCUUUAUGUUCUGCAAGUUGAUUUGGAGCGUCUCUCAGAAGUUCGGAAGCUCUACGAAGAUCAGUUUACAGACAGAUUUGAUGACCUUUUAUGUCAAGAGAAUGAUCUUGCUUACAGCUUUGAUUUUAAAAAGUCUCGAGAAUUGAUGGACGAUGGAUUGGAUUCCCAUGGAAAUUCCAUGAAAGUCAAUAGUCUCGAUGAACUUGAUCCUGAGAUACAGACCAUUGUUUUACUAAGUGAUGCUUAUGGAGCUGAAGGUGAACUGGGAAUUGUUUUAUCCGAGAAAUUCAUGGAACAUGAUGCAUAUUGUAUGUUUGAGGCUUUGAUGAAUGGAGCCCAUGGUUCAGUUGCAAUGGCUGAUUUCUUCUCUUCCUCCCCUGUAUCCGGGUCCCAUAGUGGUCUUCCUCCUGUGAUUGAAGCUUCUACUGCACUGUAUUAUUUGUUGUCUCAAGUAGAUUCAUCUCUUCAUAGCCAUCUUUUUGAUCUUGGGGUUGAACCCCAGUACUUUUCUCUCCGAUGGUUGCGAGUUUUAUUUGGACGAGAAUUUUCACUUCCCAACCUCUUGAUCAUCUGGGAUGAGAUAUUUGCAUCAGAGAAUAAGAGCAAUGAAAACAGUUCUGAUGACUGUGAGCUCAGAAUCUUAAAUUCACCCCGUGGAGCAUAUAUCUCAGCUAUGGCAGUAGCAAUGUUACUUCAUUUAAGAUCUUCACUACUUGCAACUGAAAACGCUACAAGGUGUCUCCAGAGAUUAUUAAACUUUCCUGAAGACAUCAGUAUCGAAAAACUAUUAGAGACGGCCAAAUCCUUGCAGGCUGUUGCACUAAGUGUUAAUAUUUCAUCAUCAUCACGUUUGUUUUCGGGGUUCCAUUACCAAAAUAAAUCGAUGUUUAGUAGAUCUGUGACCCUUUCAUCCGAAUCCGUGUCUCCGCAAACUCCUCUGAAUUUGUUACCUGAUAGCUACUGGGAAGAAAAAUGGAGAGUUGCGCACAAAGCUGAAGAACAUAGGCAAGAUGAUCUAGAAAAACAGGUUCCCAUUCGGAAAAAGGGAUGGACUGAAAAGGUAAAAUUCAGUUUAAGAAGAGCAGAAUCUGGCCCUCCUAGGUCAAGGUUUCAGGGUGGCAAAAAUUUUAGGCGCAGUUUGUUGCAAGAUCUUCGCAAGGCACUUGGCUCAGAUGAGGAUGCAGAGCAAAUGCAGCCAGAUAAAACCCUAUGCCAGAAGGAUAAUCCCUCUGAAGCAGUUGAUGUACAAGAAUAUAGUAGCUGUAAUGGUGACAACAAUUACUCAUCUGAUGAUAGAUCUCCAGGUAGAAAUUCUGGCAGUGAGGAAGACUUGUCUAUAUUUUCUGACCCAAGUAGCCCCCCUAAUGAAGCCAAUGAUCAUGAAAUAUCCUCACGGAAAAGUAGUGUUGCAUCUAAUUCAUCCCUAGACGAAUGCAAUGAAACAUUGGGUACUAGUUCACCAUUGCCAAUCUCUGAUCCUCUUGAGAUCAUUUCUCAGACAUCACGGUGCAAUAUAGAAAAUUCUGAAUGCAUUGAAACUUCAGAUACCAGUGCCAAUGAUCAACCCCUUCCAACCUCUUCUCCUCCUGAGAACAUUUCUCAGACAUCAUUCUGCAAUACAGGAAAUUCUGAAUGCGAUGGAACCGCAGAUACCAGUCCCAUUGAUCCACCCCUUCCAAUCUCAGGGUGCAAUAAAAAUGAAGCUGAAAAUAAAGCCACGUCUCCUAAAGAGAAAAAGCAGAAUAAGUUGCAGUGGCUUUGGCCAUUUGGACGGAAUACUGCUGAGGCUUUAUCUGAGAAAGCAGGUGCCACGGAAUCUGCCAACCGUGGUAGCACUCAAAAUAAUGCUCCACAAGCCGCCUCAUCCACAACUAAUGAGAAUGGUAGUUCUGUUAGCUGCAGAGGAGAAUCAGUCGACCAGAAUGUGAUGGGCACUUUGAAGAAUAUUGGGCAGUCAAUGCUUGACCAUAUUCAGGUAAUUGAAUCUGUUUUCCAACAAGACCGCAAAGGCCAGGUUACUGCCAUGACAGCUCUCAAAGAGCUUCGGAAAAUUAGCAAUCUUUUGUCAGAGAUGUGA